Molecule: messenger RNA, 468 nt
Organism: Lathyrus sativus (Indian pea)
Lineage: Eukaryota; Viridiplantae; Streptophyta; Magnoliopsida; Fabales; Fabaceae
Source: the annotation of a GenBank genome assembly
AUGACGAAUGCUACUUGGACGGAGGUUAGGCAGAAACAAAGCAAGCAAGUCAAUAAGAUUUCAGUUUGGACAGCUAAGUUAGGGAAUGAUCAUGUAGCUGGCAAACAUCUAUCUUACUUCUUCUUCACAGAAUUUCCAGAAAGUUAUAAUGCAAAGGAGAUGGCUGAGAUGUUCAAAGAUUUUGGAUUACUAUCAGAUGUCUUCAUUCUGGAAAGGAGAGAUAAACGCGGAAGAAGAUACAGUUUCGCGAGAUUUAGGAAGGUUUAUGAAGAAAGACUUAUAGUUGCGAGGUUAGAUAGUAUUCAAAUAAAAGGCAAGAAAAUCUUUGCAAAUGUUCCCAGAUUCCAAAGAGUUCGCGUGAGAGCUAUGCCAAACAAUACAAACAAGCUGAAUCUUGGAGUUCAACAAAGAAUCCAACAUAGGGAUGGGUGGAAAACUGGUAUUCAGGGGAAAAGCUUUGUGCAGUAG